Molecule: messenger RNA, 4318 nt
Organism: Oncorhynchus gorbuscha (pink salmon)
Lineage: Eukaryota; Metazoa; Chordata; Actinopteri; Salmoniformes; Salmonidae
Product: matrix-remodeling-associated protein 7-like
Exons: 4
Coding region: 1-459 (152 amino acids)
Source: RefSeq, a predicted model, not a curated record
AUGUUCGUGGCUGUGCCAGAGCCCGUGCCAGAGCCCGUGGUUGAGCCAGAACCCGUGCCUGAGCCCAUCCCUGAGCCAGAGCCCAUCCCAGUCGUUGUUGAGGAGCCCAUCCUUGACCUCAUCGCCGAAUCUGUGGUGAAAGAGGUCCCCGUCAGAGAGCCCACCCCUGAGCCAGCAAGGGAACCCAACCCCAAGCCAGCGAGGGAACCCACCCCUGAUGCCAUCUUCGUGACAGAGCCAGAGGACCUUGAGAGCAACGCUGAGGAGGUGCACUUUACCCCAGGAAUGAAGAUUAGCAAGUUGGAGAAGAUGAUGACCAAGGAGGAGAUGGAGGAGGAGCAGAGGGUGCAAAAUGAUCAGUUGGCGGCCAUAUUUCUCCUGCUGAUGCAGAACCAGGAGGCACUAGGGGAGGUGACUGAGGGAGACAUGGAGGAGCAGCUCAAACUCUACUCCCUGUAGCAGAAUGGGGCAUUUCUGUUAUUGUCAACCUUGUAUAGGGCUAAAUAGCCUGUUCCCCUUUUUAAAGUGCAGGUGUCAAGCAGAGCAACUGUCAAUGUAUAAUACCGUAUUUAUGUCUGACUUAUCAUGUCAGGUCAGAAUGAUCCAUAACAGACCAAGACAAUAGGUUUAAUAUUCUGACAUACUGUAGCGGGAUAGGUUAAAUGGCAUUACCCAUAAGAAUGGCAUUACCCAUAAGACCAAAACAAAUUGUACUACACUUGAAUGUAAGACACAAGUCUUUAUACUGUUGUUGUUCUGUUAACAUUGGUUAUCGUAAAGUAUGGCAAUGUUACAAUGGCUUUAAAAAUCACAUGUUCUUAGAGUAUGAACAAUUUAAUGAACAAACAAUUGCAGUAACUUAUUUACAUUAAGUAUAUUGAUAACACACUAUUUGUUUAUAUUACUUAAAUGUUUAAUGAAGUAUUGUUGGUAAGUCACAUAUACUGUAUGUAUUUUCAGUUGUAAAGAACUAUUUUGGAAUGACUUUGUAGUGUUAAUAUAGGUCAUAUUGAAAUAUACACUGAGUGUACAAAACAUGACAUAGACUGACCAGGUGAAUCCAGCUGAAAGCUAGGAUCCCUUAUUGAUGUUACUUGUUAAAUCCACUUCAGUCAGUCUGGAUGAAGGGGAGGAGACAGGUUAAAUAAGGAUUUCUAAGCCUGGAGACAAUUGAGGCAUGGAUUGGGUGAAUGGGCAAAAAAAGUGCUUUGAAGUGGUUGUAGGUGCCAGGUACCAGGUGCACCGGUUUGAGCAUGUCAAGAACUGCAACGCUGCUGUGUUUUUCACACUCAACAGUUUCCUGUGUGUAUCAAGGUCCACCACCCAAAGGACAUCCUGUCGGAAGCAUUGGAGUCAACAUGGGUCAGCAUCCCUGUGGAAUGCUUUCGACACCUGUAGAGUCCAUGCUCUGACGAAUUUAGGAUGUUCUGAGGGAAAAGGGGGGGUAUUGGGUAGGUGUUCCUAAUGUUGGUACACUCAGUGUAUUUUUUUUCAUAUGUUCUCAACACUCCAUAUUUUGAAUCAAAUGUUUUUAAUGGAUGUACAUAGUGUAUGGAGAUAUUUUAGUAGUUUGUUUAGAGUCUCAAGGACGGCUCGUACUAAUGGCUUGACCGGAAUACAUGCAAUGGUAUCCUACACGUCAAACACAAGCUUUCCUUGUGUUUGAUACCAUUCCAUUCACUCCAAUCCAGCCAUUAGUAUGAGCCGUCCUCCCCUCGGCAGCCUCGUACUCUGGUGUAUCUUUUUACCAGUUAUUUUAUGAAAUAAUAUGACACUCAAAACAGGUCGUGUGAUCAUGUAUUUAUUAGUGUGUUUGAGUGAUAACGCUUUUAUUUGAACUCUGUUUCUACACUCUAUGAACAGUUCAUUUGAUAAAUCAUGAUUUCACAUUUUCUUUCAGUAAGUCUAUCGCCAACAUUAUUUAGCUAAACAUCUAAGAAAAAGCAAGCUAUGAAAUGUAAAAAUGUUUAAACAACUGUUAUAAUUGUGUCACAUGAACACCUACAAGUUGUUUAUGCCUUGUCCAACAUUUCUCUGAUGAUGUGUUGUACAUGUGAAACCAGGCAAGAACAAAUGAGGUAGGCUACAAUGCUAUGGUCUAGCUGGUUGAGUAGAUGAGUAGUCUUCCCCAUCUGCUGUUUGUCACACUCUUAUCAUUCCUCUGUGGGGUGGUACCACUAACAUGUUUGAAAUCAUUAGAGUAUACAUAGUUACACAGUACAUGUUUGAAAUACACCUUAUCAAAAUAUAGUUGCUCAGAUCGUUAUCAAAGUCAUACAAUGCAUAAUUAUAAUCACUUCCUAGUAUAAAUUGGCUUCAUCCUCUUGCCAUAACAUUUGUAAGCUGUGUUGGCAUCAUUCUACAUAGCACCACAGGUGGGAAGAUUAAGGACACCAAGUCUGGAUCAGAGAAGAAGUAGGGGUUUUAGUUGAAUACCCACAGAACUCCAGUCUCCUUUUCAGCUCAUUUAUCACCUGAUUUUCUUAACAAAAGGCAUAUCUUGUUAGGUGGUCCAGGUGUCCUCUGACAUGGCACAAAUGUUCUCUAUUGCUCCUCUAUUUUUCCUCAAUCAAGGUGGGAGGCCGAUGACAUCAGAGGGCAACAUGAAAAAAUGAUUUUGCUCAAAACAUUUUUUUUUUUUACUCUUAAAGCACUUGGAGAAACAGCGCCACUGCCAGUGGUGGAAAAUGUGCACAGUCAUACUUGAGUAAAAUUAUCUAGUAUUGAGUAAAAGUAUCUAGACACAAUCAUCCAUCUAGUACCAGUUCGGACCCCCCUUUGCCUUAAGUACAGCCUGAAUUCUUCAGGGCAUUCUACAAGGUGUGGGAAACGCUCCACAGGGAUGUUGGUUCACACUGACACAAUGGCAACAUGCAGUUGCUGCAGAUUCAACAGCGGUUAAUUCAUGCUGUAAACAGCCCGUUGCAUGUCAUCCAAAAGAUGCUGUAUUGGGUUGAGGUCUGGGGACUGAGCAGGCCACUCACGUAAACUGAUUUCGCUGCCAUGUUACAGGCAAUGUUUUUCCACUUCUCAAUUGUCCAGUGUUGGUGAUCAUGUGCCCACUGGAGCCGCUUCUUCUUCUUUUUUAGCUGUUAGCAGUGGAGCCCUCUGUGGUCGUCUGCUGCUAUAGCACAUUCUUGACAAGGAUCGACGAGUUGUGCGUUCCGAGAUGCAGUUCUGCACAGCAUUGUUGUACUGCAGCGUUAUUUGUCCGUUUGUGGCCCGUUUGUUAGCUUGCACGAUUCUUGCCAUUCUCCUUCAACCUCUCUCAUCAACGAGCUGUUUUCACCCACAGCAUUGCCACUGACUGGGUGUUUUUUGUUUGUCGCACCAUUCUUGGUAAACCUUAGACACUAUCGUGCGUGAAAAGCCCAGUACGGUGGCCGUUUCUGAGAUACUGGAUCCGGCACGCCUGGCAUACCACGGCUCAAAGUUGAUUAGGUCACUCACUUUGCCCAUUCUAUAGUUCAAUCGUACAGUAACUGAAUGCCUCAAUGCUUGUCUGCCUGCUUUAUAUAACAAGCUAUGGCCACGUGACUGUCUGUAGGAGCGAUCCAUUUUCGUGAAUGGAGUGGUAUACCUAAUAAACUGACCGGUGAGUGUAUUUUUCCACACUAUGAGGUUGGAAUAAUACUGUGAAAUUGUGAGAAUUAUGAUAAUGCCCUUUAGUGUAAGAGCUGUAUGAAAAGACUACCUGAAUUUUCAGCCUGUUUUGGUGGGAUGGAGGCCUUCCAUGGUGACGUCAACAUGCAAUAAAUGAGUUAAUAGACCAAUAAGAAAAAGAGUUCCAAACCUCUCAGCCAAUAACAGCUAGUUUUCAGUUUUCCUCUCCCCACUCACACCACUCCCAGGCAGUCCUAGCAACAUUCUUGUUUGAGAAAUUGCCCUUUUUGACCAUUUUAAUUGAAAACAACCACAUUAAUGGACUUAAUUGUUACCCAGAAAUUAUUUGAUAUUGAGAUGAAAGGACUACAUUGGACCUUCAGACGGCGGAGGAGCUCCCACAUCAAGGUUAACAACUACAUCAGAGAACCUGCUCUGCUGUGCUGUUGCACGUGUGCAAUGAUGUCUGCCGAAAAAAACAGGGUUCAUUGUCUGAAGUAACAUCUUUGUUGUUGUAAUACCUGGCAGUUUCACCGCUACGGAUUCCAAUUUUAAGCGUACAUUAUUGGAUUUAUAGAUAGAAUAUUGUUUUGGAAUAGGAUGCGUUCAAAAUUAGCUGGAGUGCGUCUUCAAAUGACAUUUCUAUGUGGGAACACCACUCAUUCCCAUCUCUGCAUGAAAUACAUUCUGGUAUGCAGCAGAGUUCCCAUUCUGA